Molecule: messenger RNA, 2621 nt
Organism: Megalobrama amblycephala (Wuchang bream)
Lineage: Eukaryota; Metazoa; Chordata; Actinopteri; Cypriniformes; Xenocyprididae
Product: cytochrome P450 2K1-like
Exons: 9
Coding region: 24-1538 (504 amino acids)
Biological process (GO): xenobiotic metabolic process
Cellular component (GO): cytoplasm; intracellular membrane-bounded organelle
Molecular function (GO): oxidoreductase activity, acting on paired donors, with incorporation or reduction of molecular oxygen, reduced flavin or flavoprotein as one donor, and incorporation of one atom of oxygen; heme binding; iron ion binding
Source: RefSeq, a predicted model, not a curated record
CGCUUCAGAAGUUUGAAGAGAAAAUGGCCGUAAUCGAGUCACUUCAGCAGUUUCCCAGCACAGUUACAUCACUGAGUGCUUUGCUGCUGCUUCUGGUUUUGUAUUUGCUUUCCUCUGGAUCCAGAUCUCAGAAAGAGAGGAAAGAGCCACCGGGACCCAAACCUCUGCUGCUGCUGGGGAACCUGCUGACCCUUGACCUCAAGAGACCAUUUGACACCUUUGUUGAGUUGUCUAAGACCUACGGAAACAUUUUCCAAGUGUUUUUGGGUCCCAGAAAAACUGUGGUCUUAGUUGGAUACAAAACUGUCAAAGAAGCUCUCGUGAACCAUGCAGAAGAGUUUGGAGACAGAGAUAUUAGACCUGGCUUCAGGAUGAUCAACAAAGAAUAUGGAAUCCUCUUUUCCAAUGGAGAGAACUGGAGAGAGAUGCGACGCUUUGCUCUCAGCAAUCUGCGGGACUUUGGGAUGGGCAAGAGAGGAAGUGAAGAGAAAAUCAUAGAGGAAAUUCAGUAUCUGAAAGGAGAGUUUGAUAAGUUUGAAGGGAAACCCUUCGACACAACACAGCCUGUGAACUACGCUGUGUCAAACAUCAUCUCGUCUAUUGUGUACGGCAGCAGAUUUGAAUACACAGACUCUCGUUUCACAGAAACGGUCGACAGGGCAAACGAAAAUGUUCGGGUUAGCGGAUCGCCUUCUAUGAUGCUUUACAAUAUAUUUCCAUGGGUGGGCCCGUUCCUCAACAGCAGAAGGAUUCUUGUAAGAAAUAUAUUCAAAAAUAAAGCAGAAUUUAUGAAGUUGAUCAAUGGGCUUCUGGAGACUCUGAAUCCACAGGACCGCAGAGGGUUUGUUGACUCUUUUCUCAUCCGCAAACAGAGUGACGAGCAAUCCGGCAAGAAGGAUUCUUACUUUCACCAGGAGAAUCUUCUCAUGACGGUGGGAAAUCUGUUUGUCGCUGGUACUGACACGACAGGAACGACUCUGCGCUGGGGUUUGAUGCUCAUGGCCAAAUACCCUCAUAUACAGGAUCGUGUUUAUGAGGAGACUGUCCGAGUGAUCGGUGGACGUCAGCCAGUGGUGGAAGAUAGAAAGAAUUUACCAUAUACAGAUGCUGUAAUUCAUGAAACUCAAAGACUGGCUAACAUUGUACCCAUGAAUCUCCCCCAUAAGACCAGCUGUGAUGUUCACUUCAAUGGAUACUUUAUCAAGAAGGGUACCACUGUCAUUCCUCUGCUGACGUCUGUUUUGAAGGAUCCAAGCGAAUGGGAAAAACCGAACAGCUUUUACCCAGAACACUUCCUUGAUGAAAAGGGCCAGUUUGUCAAAAGAGAUGCUUUCAUGGCCUUUUCUGCAGGCCGCAGGGUUUGUCUUGGGGAGAGUUUGGCAAGGAUGGAGCUCUUCCUGUUUUUCACUUCCCUCCUGCAGAGCUACCGCUUCACAACUCCACCUGGAGUGUCUGGAGAUGAUCUGGAUCUCAAAGGAGUAGUUGGAAUCACGUUGAAUCCAUCCCCACACAAGCUGUGUGCCAUCAGACGCUCCUGAAACUGGACAAUCAAAACUGAAACAACAUUUUACCUCUUGAACAGAAGGUGCUUAUUUGCUCUGAAUCAUGAAAUUUUAUGGUAAAAAGAUCAUUAAAUUAUGUAAGAUAAGAUUGAUUGAUUACUAUUGAAUGUGUGAUGACGUCUUUUUUUCUGUCAAUACCAUGGCAAUUGCUGCUCUGUUUAACUAAGUGCUACGCUGUCAGACUAUAAGAAUGAACUCUUUUCUGACAAAAUUGUAAUCACGCAAGAGCUGCAUGCAUUUAAAGAAGUAGGACAACUUUGUUUAAAUGGGAAUAAAAAUGGCUCAGGGAAUAAAAACUCGAAAACGAAAAAUUCAGAAACUGUACUGAAUAAUGACACUAUUGUCUAGCUGCUUUACACUUGAAUUGAAUUCUGUUUGCAUCAAUGUUCCUGUUUUUCACUGUGAAGCUACUUUGUGGGUGGUUGACAAAAUGUAGUAAAACCAUUUUUUGAAGAAAAAAAAACACAUUAAUGUAGUGUGAAUGAUGUUUGAGAAAAUAUAAAGGGUCACCAACUUUACACCAACUGUCAAUUCUUUCACUGUUUUUUUUUAUUUUUUACAUUUUUACUGAACUGUACUGUAAGUGUCUCCUAAGGUUUGACAUACAAUAAGAAACUUAAUUUAUGAAUAGCAUGAGAUUUAUCUUCUUUGAUAUACACUUAUUUUCAUAGUGAUUUUUUUUUAUCUAACAUGAAAUUAUGAAUAACAUUUUUCAAAAAAAAAAAUUAUAAAAUUUAGCCACCAGUUGUUUCACAGACAAGGCUUAAGCUAGUCCCAGAAUAAAUGCAUGUUUGCACUGUUUAAACUAAAAGCAACUUGACAUAUCUUGUCAGUGCUAUUCCUUUGUCUCAAUAUUCACACAAGUAAUGUUUUUUCUAAGACACAUUUAUAAAAUCUUAAAUAUCCCAAUUUAACUCUAAAUAUCACUAAGAAAAAAGAAAGUUUCUGCAGUAGAAGCCACUGUAUCUAAUCAUUUUCAUAUAUAAUAAAUUAUUUGCGCCUCAGAGAGUGCAGAUGAAACACAAUAAACGCUGUCAUGUUAUCUUGCAUUUAAAUGCA